Messenger RNA from Oncorhynchus keta (chum salmon), 2085 nucleotides. It is a transcript of the gene klhdc4, whose product is annotated as kelch domain containing 4. The coding region runs from base 106 to 1863 and encodes 585 amino acids. Gene Ontology annotation, molecular function: protein binding. The record is from RefSeq and is a predicted model, not a curated record. The transcript is spliced from 12 exons. Lineage: Eukaryota; Metazoa; Chordata; Actinopteri; Salmoniformes; Salmonidae.
GUGAACCGCGCUUAUCUGUGGAAGUACAUGUGAGUUUAUUUAGCUGGACAAUUUCCAUGUGGUUCUGAUUCAAAGCUAAUCUGUAGCUAGUACUGUCCUGUAAAAAUGGGCAAAAAGGGUAAAAAAGAACAAAAGAAAGUGAAAGGAGCAGAGAAGACAGCAGCCAAAAUGGAUAAAAAGAUUUCAAAGCGGUCUAAACGAGAAGAGGAGGACCUGGCUGCGCUGAUAGCUGAGUUUCAGUCCUUGGAUGCAAAGAAGACAACAGUUGUGGAGACCGCCUGCCCGCCCCCCUCACCCAGGUUGAACGCCUCACUGUCAGCACACCCCGACAAGGAUGAGCUGAUCUUGUUUGGAGGCGAGUUCUUCAAUGGCAAAAAGACGUACCUCUACAAUGACCUGUUCUUCUAUAACAUAAAGAAAAACACCUGGGUGAAGUCAGACAUCCCCAACCCUCCUCCACGACGCUGUGCUCACCAGGCGGUGGUAGUUCCCCAGGCAGGGGGGCAGCUGUGGUUGUUUGGAGGGGAGUUUGCGUCUCCUGACGGGGAGCAGUUCUACCACUAUAAAGAUCUCUGGGUUCUUCACCUCUCCACAAACACCUGGGAGCAGAUCAAGGUUCCAGGUGCCCCCUCUGGUAGGAGUGGACAUCGUAUGGUCCUGAGUAAGAGGCAGUUGCUGGUGUUCGGAGGCUUCCACGAAAGUGCUAGGGAUUUUAUCUACUACAACGAUGUACACGCCUUCAGUCUGGACUCCUUCACCUGGAGUCGCCUCUCCCCCUCCGGCACUGGCCCCUCCCCUCGUUCAGCCUGCCAGAUGACCUCUACCCCCGAUGGCUCCGGGGUCAUCAUCUACGGAGGAUACUCCAAAGUGAAAGCUAAGAAAGAUGUGGAAAAGGGAACCAUCCACUCUGACAUGUUUCUCCUCAAGAGAGAUGGCAAAGAAGAACAAGAGAAGUGGUUGUGGUCCCGGGUGAGUCCCUCAGGCUCCAAGCCACCCGCCCGGUCGGGCUUCUCCCUGGCUGUGGGGCCCACGGGCCGGGCGCUGCUCUUCGGAGGGGUGUGUGACGAGGAGGAAGAUGAGACUCUGGAGGGGGACUUCUACAACGACCUUUACCUGUAUGACAUCAACAAGCACCGCUGGUUCCCUGCUCAGCUCAAGGGCUGUAAGUCGGAGAAGAAGAAGCGUCGACGGGGGAAGAAGGAAGGGGAGAUAGGGGAGGGGUCAGGGGAGGGUCAGGAGGAGGAAGGAGCAGCAGCACAGGGACCUGUGGAGGUCAUCAAGGAGAUCGUCACUGAAGACGGAACAGUCAUGACUAUCAAGGAAAUAAUCCCCGGGACACAGGUGGAGGAAGAGAGUGAGGAAGAGGAGGAAGGUGAGGAAGGUGCCUCGGCCAUCCUUGUCGAGCCCUGUGCUCGCUCCAGUGCCAUGGCAACAGUGAAAUAUGGGAAGCUGUAUUUGUACGGGGGCAUGUUUGAAGUGGGUGACCGCCAGUUCACCCUCAACGACCUGUACUGUCUGGACCUCCACAAGAUGGACCAGUGGGAGGUGCUGGUCGAGAUGGACCCCAAGACCCAAGAGUGGCUGGAUGACUGGUCUGAGUCAGAGGACGAUGAGGAGGGGGAUGAAGAGGAGGCUAAAGGAGGUGAUGACGAAGGGGAGGAAUCUGAAGAAGAAAGUGACGAACAGGAUGAGGAGGAUCACCCCCCAGUGCAGCCAGGUGAGGCGCUGGAAGACUUUCAGAGCCGUACAGAGCAAUACUGGGUAGGCCAGGCCCGGGCCAACAUGGGGCCAGAGGCUAAGGACACGAAGGUGCAGAAAGUGGGCAUAGCCAUGGCCAAGGUGUUCUAUGAAGACCAGCAGUGAGCCAGGGUGUAUGUGUAUCCGCCUUCUUUGUUUGUGUGUGUGUGUGUGUGUGUGUGUGUGUGUGUGUGUGUGUGUGUGUGUGUGUGUGUGUGUGUGUGUGUGUGUGUGUGUGUGUGUGUGUGUGUGUGUGUGUGUGUGUGUGUGGGACAGGUGGAGAGUGAUAGUUUGUCAUAGGGAAGAAUGAGGGUACUCAUCAGUGUUUCCCAACUCCAGUCCUCAAGU